Messenger RNA from Cicer arietinum (chickpea), 2616 nucleotides. RefSeq names its product protein ALTERED PHOSPHATE STARVATION RESPONSE 1. The record is from RefSeq and is a predicted model, not a curated record. Lineage: Eukaryota; Viridiplantae; Streptophyta; Magnoliopsida; Fabales; Fabaceae.
AAGCCUCCUUCUUUGUCCCUCUCUUCUCAAAAAACAAGUACCUAUAACCUAUCACUCUUCUUUUCCUUUCUCCAUUCUUGCAAUCUUCUACACUUCAUACAAACUACUCCUAAACUAAACUACAUUCUCUUCAUUCAUUCAAUUGCUUUCAAUUCAACCACAAACACACACAACUACACAAGCUAGUGUUACACAAACGGCUUAUUUAAAGUUCUUGUUUUUUCCACCCCAAAUAAAUAAAUAAAAACAAAAAGAAAUCACCUUUUCCACUUGCCAACCAAAACCACAGUUCGAUGCAUUUCACUUUUUGCAGAAACCACCACUACUCUCUCUCUCUCUCUCUCUCUCACUCUUCUGAUCUAAACAUGUAGCACACAAACACAAACAAAACAAAAACCACCUUAACAAAAAAACUAUUCUGUGUCGUGUUUUCUUUGAAAAGCAAUAAUGGGUUGUUGUUACUCAAGAGUAGAGAGGGAAGAAACGGUGUCGCAUUGCAAAUCAAGGAAACGUUACAUGAAACAGUUGGUUGAAGCAAGACACGCUUUUUCAGCUGCACAUGUUAUGUACAUUCGAUCUCUUCGUUCAACUGGUUCAGCUUUGUUUCACUUUGCAAACGCUGAAAAAACCACUCAUCUUAACCACCAUCUUCCUCCUGAGCCUCAGCCCAUUCUUCCGCCGCCUCCGCCGCGGGCUCCGUCGCCAAUGCCGCCGCCUCCUCCACCGCCGAUGAGUCCGAGUAUCAGUUCUUACACAUGGACUUCCGGGACGGCUUCCCCGGCUCUUCCACCGCCACCGCCUCCACCACCACCGCCGCCGCCGGUGAUUUCUUCCGGUUGGGAUUUCUGGGAUCCUUUCAUGCAGCAACCGCCGCCGCCUCCUUCGUCGAGGUCAGCGACGGAGGAAGAGUGGGAAGCCACUACUACUACUGGUUCUGAGGUGGUGGUGAUGGCCGGUGGUGCGGCGGCGAGUAUGGCGACUCCGGCGUCUGGUGUAGUGGGGUAUUCUAAAGAGACACCAAGUGAGCUUGCAAUGGUGGUUUCAAGGAACAGUAAAGAUCUUGUUGAAGUUAUCAAAGAGCUUGAUGAUUACUUUCUUAAAGCUGCUGAUGCUGGUUCUCAUGUUUCAUUUCUGUUACAAGUUCCAAGUUCUGGUUUUUCUGUUCAUAGUAAAGCAAGUAAAAUGUACGGAAAUGGAUGGAGUUUGAGUCCAACAAUGUGGAAUUGGGGUUCAAGUCCUAAACUGAAUGGAUUUGGUAAGAUGGCUCAUGAAACUCAUGUUUCUGUUGGUAACUUUGGGGCUAAUAAUGGUGUUGGAAAUGGUGGACAUUGUUCUACUGUGGAGAGGUUAUAUGCAUGGGAGAAGAAAUUGUACCAAGAGGUCAAGAAUGCUAAAACAAUAAAGAUGGAGCAUGAGAACAAGGCGGCAAUGGUAAGGAAGCUAGAGAUGAGAAGGAGUGACUAUGUAAAAACAGAAAAGGCAAAGAAAGAAGUGGAGAAAUUAGAAUCACAAAUGAUGGUUGCUUCACAAGCCAUCGAAAGUACAUCUGCUGAAAUCGUCAAAUUAAGGGAGACAGAACUCUACCCUCAACUCAUUGAGCUUGUCAAAGGGUUGAUGUGCAUGUGGAGAAGCAUGUAUGAGUGUCAUCAAGUCCAGGAGCACAUAGUUCAGCAACUGGAAUACCUCAAUACCAUUCCAUCAAAUAACCCUACAUCUGAAAUUCAUAGACAAUCAACACUUCAGCUGGAACUUGAAGUACAGCAAUGGUACCAAUCCUUUUGCAACCUCUUCAAGGCCCACCGUGACUACAUCGAAUCCCUCACAGGUUGGCUAAGGCUCAGCCUUUACCAGUUUAGCCGAAACCCUCUUAGCAGAACCACCGAAGAGUCAAAGAUAUACACUCUCUGUGAAGAAUGGCACCUUGCUGUCGGUCGUAUACCUGACAAUGUAGCAUCUGAAGGAAUAAAAAACUUGUUGACAGUUAUUCACGGCAUUGUAGUUCAACAAACAGAGGAGCAUAAACAAAAGAAGAAGUCAGAUUCUGCAUUCAAAGAGUUUGAGAAGAAAGUGGUUCAGCUUAGAUCCUUGGAGUGCAAGUACAGUCCGUACUCCAUGACAGAAUCAUCUGGUUCUUCCAUCAGAAGAACAAAGGACCCUGUUGUGGAGAAGCGAGCUAAGGUGGAAGCUUUGAGAGCAAAGGCUGAAGAGGAGAAGACCAAGCAUGAAAAGGCGGUGAGUGUUACAAGGGCAAUGACCCUGAAUAACUUGCAAAUGGGUUGUCCUCAUGUUUUUCAAGGGAUUGUAGGGUUUUCAAGUGUGUGCAUGGAAGUUUUUGAGUCUGUAUACAACAAAGCCAAAGCUGCCGAACAGGAGCAUGACGUGAAGAGAAUAUUACCUUAGGAGAAUUGACAUGGAUCUGUAUAGAUGAUCAAUCACCCUUUUGGCUAUGAUCUGUAGAUUGUAUUUAUUUAUUUACACCUAGUCAUAUCAUGAAUCACCGUGAUACUCCUCCCAUGCAGACCGACUGCAAUGGAGACGAGUGGAAGAGUGAAAUCGAAUUUUCUUUUUGAUUCUCAGUCAAGUUUGGUAUAAAAUCUUCAUUUGAGUCAUUCUACA